AUGAACACAGCGCACCCCGCCCACCAGCGCACCGCCGCCGUCGUUGGCGCAGGCCCCGUCGGCUGUCUCGCCGCCAUCGCGCUCGCCCAUCGGGGAUGGCAAGUGCAGCUUUAUGAGGGGAGGUCAGACAUGCGCCUCCCGACGUCCAAAGCGGUGUCUCAACAAAGAUCCAUUAAUCUAGCGAUAUCUUCGCGGGGAAUCUUGGCUCUACAGGCAAUUAGUCCAAGCACCGCCCAGCGCCUAUUGCAGGCAGUCAUCCCCAUGAAAGGCCGAAUGAUCCAUCACAUAAACGGGAAACAAGAAAGUCAAUUAUAUGACAAGGAUGGGCAAUGUAUAAACUCCAUUGACCGUGCCUUGCUCAAUGAAGAACUGUUGCAAGAAGCUGCCAACACAAAGAAUAUACGUAUUCUUUUCGACCACAAGGUACAAAACGUGGACUUUGAGAAGAAGAUCAUCGGUGGUCGUAAUGUUCGAACCGGCGAAGAUGCCAGCUCCGCGUUCGACCUGAUCAUCGGCGCUGACGGGAGCUAUUCUGUUGUUCGAAGGCAGAUGAUGAGAGUGGUGAGGAUGAAUUACCAGCAAGAGUAUAUACGUGACGAGUAUAAGGAGCUCAAGAUGCAGCCAGGCCGGGACAAGGAUGGCAACCCUACCUUCCUCAUCGAUCCAAAUCAUCUUCAUAUCUGGCCACGCCAUUCCUUCAUGCUCAUAGCACUUCCAAACCAGGACAAAACAUUUACCUGCACAUUAUUUGCUCCCAGCGCCGAGUUCGACCAUCUACAGACUCCAGAGACAAUUCUAGCCUGGUUCAAAUUAAAUUUCCCUGACGCUCUGUCGUUAAUUGGCGAGGAUACUCUCGUAAAGGAUUUCCAAAGGAAUCCCAGGUGUCCGCUAAUUUGUACCAAGUCAAGACCUUAUCACUACAAAGACUGCGCGAUACUCCUAGGAGAUGCGGCUCACUCCAUGGUUCCAUUUUACGGCCAAGGCCUAAAUUGCGGCCUCGAAGACGUCAGGGUCCUGGACGCUCUGCUCCAUGAGGAGGGCGUAUCCUCCACCGAACCCCCCGCCCACUCGUCGACUAAUGGCUCGGAUGAAAAACUGCACCGCGUGCUUGACCGUUAUUCUGAGAACAGGCACGAGGACCUCAUUGCUAUUUGCGACCUAGCCAUGGACAACUAUGCUGAAAUGCGCCAUUCCGUUGUCACCCCGAUGUACACUCUGAAAAAGACACUAGAUACUUUCUUCUACAAGCUGAGUGCGCGGAAGCCUAUUUCCUUAACGGCUCUAGGCCCGUAUCUGUCGCGCACACCGUUCCCUCCUGGCGAGCCGACCGGGUGGAUCCCCUUGUACACGAUGGUGACCUUCCGACCGGACAUCAGCUAUGCCACGGCUCGGACGAAAGCCGCAUAUCAGUCGCGCAUCUUGACAUACGUUGGAUGGAUAGGUACAACAAUUCUUGCUCUGGGAGGGUCUUACUUGGCGGCAUUUCUGAUGCAAUCAGCACGUAGCUGGUAG
Messenger RNA from Pleurotus ostreatus (oyster mushroom), 1512 nucleotides. RefSeq names its product kynurenine 3-monooxygenase, mitochondrial precursor (gene BNA4). Gene Ontology annotation, biological process: L-tryptophan catabolic process; NAD+ metabolic process; quinolinate biosynthetic process. The record is from RefSeq and is a predicted model, not a curated record. The transcript has 7 exons. Gene Ontology annotation, cellular component: mitochondrial outer membrane. NCBI's taxonomy places the organism in Eukaryota, Fungi, Basidiomycota, Agaricomycetes, Agaricales, Pleurotaceae. Gene Ontology annotation, molecular function: kynurenine 3-monooxygenase activity; FAD binding; NAD(P)H oxidase H2O2-forming activity. Bases 1 to 1512 code for a protein of 503 amino acids.